UUUUUAGAUAUCAUAGCUUCUACAUAUUAUAUACAGUGAACUCUCGCUACUACGAUAUCCGAUACAACAAUAACUCCCUCUAUUACGAUAAUGUUCCGUGGUCCCGCCAAACUUGCAUAUGGAUUAAUGUUAUCUUCCUCUCAAUAUGACGAUAUUCUCUGAAGCAGUAAACCUCUGUAAAACGAUUUUUUUUUUCAAAUUUCAACAUUAUUUUCUAUUUUUUUUUAUUGGUUUUCAAAUAAUGUAAAAUGCCUUUUUGUCAUCUUUUACCAUUUUUUUCAUCUUUUCUGAUAAAAGGGUCACUGCUGGUUAUGAUCUUUCACCCCACUGUUAUUUCUUUGCACAUCAGAGAAUGGCUUUUGUAUUCAAAUUUCAUUCCCCCACUGUUGAGGUACUUAGACCACCCUAAGAGCUUCAUGUUUUAGAAUUGCCUCCCUCAGUUCUUAAGAAAUCACCAUUGUAACAUCAUGAGUCAUAAAUGACCACACACAUCACAGUAACACCUGCGACCCUGAGAAGGUACUGUUUCUGUAGAAGGUGGGUGGAGCACGUUUAUUGAAAUUGAGGAGGAGAAAAAAAUGUAUACUGACCAUUGGUCAUCGUUCAUCACUGUCACUUAAUCCCUGAUUUAAACUACACCUGGUGUUUUCAUGAGCUAGCGCAAAUUCUACGAUCAGAACUUUUCGCAUUUAGUGCUGCUAACAUUUUCAGCUUGGUGAGUCUUCAGUGUAUUGGAUAUUUUUUACUAGUGUAAUGGCAGGGAGAAAGCAACUUUCAUUUCAAGAUAAACUUAACGUUAUUAAAGAUAUUGAUGAUGGAAUGAAACAGAUUGAUGCAGCUAGAAAAUACGGAUUAUCUCAAUCUACAGUUGCAACGUUUCUAAAGAAAAGAAAACAGAUCGAAGAUACUGUAAGUUCAAAUUUAAUUAAUCCAAAGCGUAAACGACUAAAAGUCGCAACUAAUGAAAACAUUGAUGCUGCCGUCUUAAAAUGGUUUCAAGAGAUGAGAGCAACAAAUAUCCCGAUAAAUGGGCCCUUGUUAUGCACACAAGCACGUAAAUUCGCAGUAAUGCUAGGGAACGAAACUUUUAAAGCUAGUAAUGGUUGGCUAAUGCGUUUUCGGGAUCGACAUGGAAUAACUUUCCAGGAAGUUCACGGAGAGAAAAAAUCUGCUCCGAUUAACGAAGCAAAUGAAUGGAAGCAAGAGAAGAUGACAGAUAUUCUUCAAAAGUAUAAACCAGAGAACGUUUAUAACGCAGAUGAAGCUGGGCUGUUUUUUCAACUCCUUCCCGAUCGAACAUUGGCAUUUAAGGGUGAAAAAUGUUACGGCGGAAAAAAAUCAAAGCAGAGAUUGACUGUUCUUCUGUGUGCCAAUAGCACAGGGACACACAAGAUUCAACCUCUUGUUAUCGGCAAAUCAUUGAAGCCGAGGUGUUUCAAGAAUGUGAAAAGUCUUCCCGUGGAAUAUAAAGCCAAUAAAAAAGCUUGGAUGACUUCUAAGUUUUUUUCUGAAUGGUUGUUGAUGUUAGAUAAAGAAAUGAAAAAGAGGAAGAAAAAAAUUGCUUUAUUAAUUGAUAACUGCACCGCUCACACCUCAAUUCCAAAACUACACAACGUCGAAAUUGUUUAUUUCCCGGCCAACUGCACUUCGAUUUUGCAGCCACUCGACAUGGGCAUAAUCAAGUGUUUCAAAGGAUACUACAGGAAGCGUUUGGUUGAAUCGAUACUUGUCAACAUCGAAAAUAAAGUAGAAGAUCCUUUUAAAACUGUGAAUGUCAAGGAAGCAUGUGAUAUUAUUGCUGGUAGUUGGUGGGAGGUAACAGAAAAAACUAUUCAAAAUUGUUGGAAAAAGGCCGGUUUGUGUGUCUUGGAAGAUGAAAUUGUUUCUAAUAGUGAAGAAAAUUCCACAGACAGUGAUCUUUCAGAUAAUCAAGAAUUUGUUUUGAAUCUUCAAAAAUCUUUAUCCCAACUUGAGGAAAAAAUGGGUAAAACAUAUGGUGUUAACGUGGAGGACUAUUUAACUGCCGAUGACGAUCUCACAAUUUUCGCAGGAGUUAGUGAUGAAGAGAUUCUCUCUGAAAUUACGGAUGAAAUGGAAAAUAAUGAUGAGGAAGAAGAUGGUGAUGAUGAUCCAUGUGUAUCACAGUCCGUAUUGUCACCCCAUGAAGCUCUUCAAUCCGUAAAAUCUCUAAAGACAUUUUUCUCAAGUCUUCCAUUCACAAAUGAAAAUCAUUUUCGGGCAUUGGACUCUAUGCAUACUUUGUUGGUUGACUUAACAGUCAGAAAAAUGAAUAAACAAACAAAAAUAUCGGAUUUUUUUCAAUAAAAAUGUUUUUUUAAGGUAAGUUUACAAUCUUAUGUUCUGUAUUUAUAUCCAUUGUUUUUAAUGCUUAACCGUAAUAAACACUUUGCAAAUUAAUUUUUUCGAUAAUAUAUAAAUAUAUUUAUAGUUAAUGAAUAUAUAACAUUAAAUUUCAAAAAAUCUUAUUGCGUCCCAGAAUUAUGUGGGCCCUCGAUAUAACAAUAUAUCCCUCUACAACAAUAUUCUUAUUUGGUCCGCAAAAUAUUGUUGUAGCGAGGUUUUACUGUAUAUAUAAUAUUCAUUCUUG
Messenger RNA from Parasteatoda tepidariorum (common house spider), 2608 nucleotides. NCBI's taxonomy places the organism in Eukaryota, Metazoa, Arthropoda, Arachnida, Araneae, Theridiidae. The record is from RefSeq and is a predicted model, not a curated record.